UCUUAUGAUUUUGGCCACGAGCGGUUUUCUUCUAGAACGUAGAAGACUCAGGUCGGCGCUUGAACCCAGUAGGAGCUGGGGUCCCUGUAGAUAGCUCAAUCUGGCACACCAAAUGUUACCCAGUUGAAGUCAUUCUGCAGAUGAAUUUACGUCUAGACUGCACAGCGUGGGCGAGCACCAGCCAUGCACGCAGGCUCGCCCCAGUUGCCAGAAGGCAAUACUCCUGGCCGCCGUGCUUAUUGGUUGCUCACAGUGCAAGGCAAAUACAGGAUGGGGCAGAAGCGGGCGUGCCCGGCGCCGAUGCGCAAGUGUCUUCGGCACGGUCUUCGGCAGCACCGCCGGCGCCAUCGCCAUCGCCGAACCCGGCGGCAUCGGGGCCAGCCAUGGCCGUCGGGCCAGAGGACGACAGCUUUGCGCGGGCCUGGAAGCCGCCCCCAGGGGAGCCGCCGCUAUGGUUUGUGGAGAAGUUCGAGGAGCGGCGGAAAGAGGAGGCGCAGCGGAAGGUUGAGGACCCUGCCUUCGUCACGACCCUGGACAAAGUGUCGCAGGAUCGGGACGGGAAGGGCGGCGACAAUCCGGCCGUGGCGUUUAUAAAGGGCAUGCUACAGGUGGUGCAGCUGCUGGUGGUUCUGUCGCUGCUGCUGCUGUUCCCAGCGGCCAUGCACGACGGAGGACUGUCGGCAGUGGCGCGGCCCUGGACCACCUUCGCCUUCUACCUGGCGUUCUUUGGUCUCGGAACCAUCGCGCGCAUGGUCAAGCACGGCAGGCUGGUCCCGCGCAGCGCCGACAAACAGGUGGCGAGCUGGGCUGGGCGUCUUGCCUUCGUGGCCUUUGUUGUGGUUGUGCCGCUGCUGCACUGGGCGGCCAUGUAUCGCUACGUGGGACUCAGCCUCUACACCUCCACGCUACCUGCAGGCACCACGCUGUACGACGUUGCGGGCGGGCUGGGCAUGGCCGCGGCCACGGCGCUCAAUGCACUUGCUAGCCGCGAACUGGGCCCCGCCUAUGACCGCGUGGCGGUGCCGCCGGUGCUAGUCACCAGCGGCCCCUACCGCUGGAUGCAACACCCCAUCUACGCAUCCUACAUACUGCUGUUCUUCUCAUACGGCAUGUGGCUGCACUCCGCAACCGCGGCGUGUGCGUUGCUGCUGGCGUGCGGCCUGUACUACCGCGGCCGCACGGCCCUGGAAGGGAAGGUGCUGGAGGGGGCGUUCGGGACCUACUACCGCGACUACGUCGCGCGCACCAAAUGUUGGCUGAUCCUUUAAGCGAGCGAGUAACUGUUGGUUAAUCAACGUUUUGGGGCCUGGCGGCGGCAGUGGCGGCGCACGGCCUCGCGGCGGCGGCGGCGGCAGCGGCAGUGACGCAGGAUUUAGCAUUGGCGGCGUGCAUGUGCGUGGCAGACAGGGCAGACAAGGCCACGUGGAGGAGGAAAGCGCGGCGCCGCCUAAGAAGCGGCGCCAGCAGUGCGCAGGGCGAGGCCCGGCCGGUGUCUGGUUCGCAGUCUUUGCUGGCGAGCAUAACUAACAUGGCACGGUGUGUGGUAGGCCGAAGCAGUGAGGAUUGUUGUGGCUAGAGGAUUUACUGCUGUUUGGUUCAUUUCUGGCUGUGCUUGUGCUUGGCAGCGGGACGUGGCUGGGCGCAUGGCGGGCCCUGCCUGUAUGGCUGUUUACUUAGUGUGUUGCCUGCUGUGCUUGUGCUUGACAGCGACAGAUUGCCUGUCCAAAGCGACCCCGGCUACAGAUAGGAGCAAGGCAACUGGAGCGGGUAGAGACGACACGUAUGCAGUUCCCUCCACCAGGUGCGACACGUGUACGUGUAAGAUGAGAAUCAU
This is a messenger RNA of Chlamydomonas reinhardtii, 1834 nucleotides long. RefSeq lists its product as uncharacterized. The record is from RefSeq and is a predicted model, not a curated record. The transcript has 4 exons. NCBI's taxonomy places the organism in Eukaryota, Viridiplantae, Chlorophyta, Chlorophyceae, Chlamydomonadales, Chlamydomonadaceae. The coding region runs from base 384 to 1268 and encodes 294 amino acids.